Molecule: messenger RNA, 1127 nt
Organism: Capsaspora owczarzaki ATCC 30864
Lineage: Eukaryota; Filasterea; Ministeriida; Capsasporidae
Product: nicotinate-nucleotide pyrophosphorylase
Exons: 8
Coding region: 9-968 (319 amino acids)
Biological process (GO): quinolinate catabolic process; NAD+ biosynthetic process
Cellular component (GO): cytoplasm
Molecular function (GO): nicotinate-nucleotide diphosphorylase (carboxylating) activity
Source: RefSeq, a predicted model, not a curated record
UUUAUUCGAUGAAAACUUCAAUUCAAUUCAGCGUCAUUCUAAGCGAUUCAAGCACCGUCUUCAUCAUCAAUUCAGAAUCCUUUCAGAAUCGGACUUUGGAGCCAAUGACCGACUUUGCGCACCUGCUGCCGCCAUCGUGGAAGACGACCGUCACUCAGUGGCUGGACGAGGACAUCCCUUCGUUCGACUAUGGCGGCUUUGUCGUCGGCGAGAAGGAGGAAACCGCCGAGCUGCUGGGAAAAUCUCCGGGCGUUCUUGCAGGCGUUCCAUUUUUCGAGGAGGUCUUCCGUCAAGUUGAUUGCAAAGUGCACUGGCUGGUCAAGGAAGGCGAUUUUGUCGAUGGCAAGCGCGUCCGGGUCGCCACCGUGACUGGAAAGGCGCGAAACAUUCUGCUCGGCGAGCGCGCCGCCUUGAACAUGCUGGCUCGUGCCAGUGGCAUUGCAUCUCGCGCACGAGAGCUUCGAAAGCUCAAAGACGAGAAGGGCUUCAAGGGUGUUGUGGCUGGAACGCGCAAAACGACUCCUGGUUUCCGACUGGUGGAAAAGUACGCCAUGCUGGUGGGUGGCGUCGACACUCAUCGCAUGGACCUGUCUUCGAUGAUUAUGCUGAAGGACAACCAUGUUUGGAGCCAAGGUUCCAUCACAAAUGCUGUUCGUCGUGCCAAGACCGUUGGAGGAUUCGCUCUCAAGAUUGAAGUCGAAUGCCGCUCCAUCGACGAGGCUCGCGAGGCCAUUACGGCUGGUGCAGACAUCGUCAUGCUCGACAACUUUGAUCCCGAAGCAUUGAAAGUCGCUGCCCGAAUUCUCAAGCAGGAAAGUCCUCAUGUGCUGAUCGAAGGCAGCGGCGGCAUCACCUCCGAGACCCUUGCGAGCUAUUUUGAUGAUGCUGUCGACGUGCUCAGCAUGGGAAGUCUCACACAAGGCGUCCCGCAUGUGGACUUUUCUCUCAAGAUUGUGGUGCCAAAGUGAACCAUUCCAUCGCCUCUUUCUGAAUGUGCAUUGGAAAAUGAAUGAAACACAAAAGUUAUGUUUUACUCGUUGUAUUCCAGCGUUGUGCGGCCGGAAACGUCGACAGCGACAAAAGUGACGGCAGAAAUGCAGUGCAAAACAAACAACAACAACAAAAAC